Molecule: messenger RNA, 642 nt
Organism: Penicillium canariense
Lineage: Eukaryota; Fungi; Ascomycota; Eurotiomycetes; Eurotiales; Aspergillaceae
Product: VanZ family protein
Exons: 2
Coding region: 1-642 (213 amino acids)
Source: RefSeq, a predicted model, not a curated record
AUGCGGAUCCGCUACCCUUUUGCAGGAGCUUUCGUCUUCCUCCUGAUCCUGGCUGGGUAUAUCGGUCUUCUCCCACACAGCACCUCCUCCACUAUCCCGACAAAUCUCCAGCCAAAUGAUAAGCUCCUUCACCUCGUCACCUUUUUCCUCCUAUCCGUUGCUUUCUACUGGGUCUUGGAUACCACGCGGCGGCGCACUCUACACAUAACUCUGCUGGUCUGCACACUGGGUUUGGGCAUUGGCUCGGAAGUUGUACAGGGGUUCCUUCCAAACGACCGCGCUUUCGAUCCUUUCGAUGUCCUCGCCAAUGUUGUCGGCAGCCUCGGCGCCGUGGGUCUGUGUGGCUGGUACCACCGCCGUAUGCUGGACCGUCGCCGCAAGAACCGCUUUGGCAUGAUGGAAGGUGAAUCUGAUGACGUCGAGCUUGGAGUCGGAGUUGGGGGCUCCAGGGAAGAAGAUGGGCUCGAGCCACAGGAGUCCGGUGUGAUGAACUUGGAACAAGAAGUGGACAAUUGGGAUGAGAAUGCUGUUGACAAUUGGGACAAUGAGGAUGGCCCGGGAUCUUCCGAGCAUCAAGCUGAACCUCCAAGCUACCAUGAAAGCCAACCGGCGGGAGAGGUCACGACGAAACGCAUUGACUAA